This is a messenger RNA of Gambusia affinis (western mosquitofish), 3898 nucleotides long. RefSeq names its product erythrocyte membrane protein band 4.1-like 3a (gene epb41l3a). The record is from RefSeq and is a predicted model, not a curated record. Gene Ontology annotation, biological process: cortical actin cytoskeleton organization. Bases 1074 to 3353 code for a protein of 759 amino acids. Gene Ontology annotation, cellular component: cytoskeleton; plasma membrane. NCBI's taxonomy places the organism in Eukaryota, Metazoa, Chordata, Actinopteri, Cyprinodontiformes, Poeciliidae. Gene Ontology annotation, molecular function: actin binding; structural molecule activity. The transcript is spliced from 25 exons.
CUGAUUAUUAAUCUUGGUCAUAAUCGUAAUCAUAAUGAAAUAUUAAAAAUAAAAGUAUGCAGUUUGUUUUAAUACACAGAUUCACAUUCCUCAUAGAUCUAUGCGCUUAGAUCUGUCUGUCUGAACACAACCAGAGAAACAGGACAGGGGGACAUUAUUUUACUGCGUCUGUUAGCACAGCGGUUAGCAUAUCGGUUAGCAUAUCUGUUAGCACAGCGGUUAGCAUAUCGGUUAGCAUAUCUGUUAGCACAGCGGUUAGCAUAUCGGUUAGCAUAUCUGUUAGCACAGCGGUUAGCAUAUCUGUUAGCACAGCGGUUAGCAUAUCGGUUAGCAUAUCUGUUAGCACAGCGGUUAUGGUUCAGUGAAACAAGGGGAUACAAAUAAUUUGUUUUAAUGACAUUAAACAUCAGAUGCUUUAUGAUAUGAUUUACAGGCUGUUAGCAUAACGUGAAACAUUUUGAGGAUUUUAAUUUGAUCAGAGAAAAAAACCUCCUGAAUGUUCCUGAGGAGAACAGAACCGACCCGAUUCUGUGGUACUGGUUCUGCUGAUUAGAUCAAACUCACCAGGAAGAGAAAACAGAUUCACUGCAAUAGCAGAGAGGAACCCCCCCCCCAGUCCCGGCCCUGUGGGGGGCCAGCGGAGCUCGGUGUGCGUCAUGACGUAACAGCCCGUCGUAGUAGGUGAUGACGUAGAGAGCAGAGCGGCGGCGCUGACCGGCGGAAAGAGGGCGAGCGUCCUGCACGAGGACAGGUAAAGCUAUAUCUCUGAUGUGAGAGCAGCUGGUCCGGUUCGGGUCGGUUCGGUCACUACAGAGAACCUCCAGCUGCUGCCGGUCGGUUCCGGUUCCGUUGCAUCCCGAUGCGCGUGUCCGUGUCCUGCUGCAGGACCUCAGGCUCGCGCGCGCCCCGGGACACUCCCGACCCGCAGAGGAAGAGCUACGGUCCGGUCCGGUCCGGUCCGGUCGGUCCGUCCGGACCCGGUCUCAUGCGUUCGAUUCGGGUUCGUGCUGCGGCUGAUGAGUCGGCUGGUUCCGGUGAUGAAGAGCGUCCUCAUCUUCAUCAGGUGAAUCACCAUGACAACAGAGCCAAGUGAAGCCCAGCCCCCAGAGGCGGAGCCUUUCCCUGAAGCCGCCGCCCACUCCACACCUAAACAGGGAGGGGAGGGCCCAGCUCAGAGCUCAUUGGCUGAGGACUCCAGCAGUCCGCUGUCGUCGGGCGGACGCGUCGCUCGCUCUCCGGCCAGAACCGCGCUGGGCUUCAGAACCAUGCAGACCCGGGUGUCGCUGCUGGACGGGUCGCAGUUCACCUGCAUCGUGGAGAAACGAUCUCGAGGUUUGCAGCUAUUUGAGAAAGUUUGUGACCAUCUCAACCUGCUGGAGAGAGAUUACUUCAGCCUGUCCUUCAGAGACGCAGACAACAACAAGAACUGGUUGGAUCCUGCGAAGGACAUCAAGAAGCAGGUCAGAGGCGUUCCCUGGAACUUCUCCUUUAACGUGAAGUUUUACCCUCCGAACCCGGCCCAGCUGUCUGAGGACAUCACCAGGUACUUCCUGUGUCUGCAGCUCAGACAGGAUAUCGUUUCCGGACGUCUUCCAUGUUCCUUUGCGACUCACGCCGUUCUUGGUUCCUACACGGUUCAGUCGGAGCUGGGAGACUACGACUCUGAUGAAUGUGGUCCAGACUACGUCAGUGAGUUGUGUUUUGCCCCAAACCAAACCAAGGAGAUGGAGGCCAAGAUCGUGGAUCUGCACCGGACCCUCAGAGGAAUGAGUCCAGCAGAAGCUGAAAUGCAUUUCCUGGAGAAUGUGAAGAAGCUCUCCAUGUACGGAGUGGACCUGCAUCACGCCAAGGACUCGGAGGGCGUGGCCAUCAUGCUGGGCGUGUGUAACAGCGGGCUGCUGGUGUACAGAGACCGGCUGAGAAUCAACCGAUUCUCCUGGCCAAAGAUCCUGAAGAUUUCCUACAAACGGAACAACUUUUACAUCAAGAUCCGACCUGGAGAGUUUGACCAGUUUGAGUCCAUCAUUGGCUUCAAGCUGCUGAACCACAGAGCGGCCAAGCGGCUGUGGAAGGUGUGUGUGGAGCAUCACUCCUUCUUCAGGCUGCUGUCUCCUGAGGAGCCGCCAAAGAAGUUUCUCUCUCUGGGGUCAAAGUUUCGCUACAGCGGUCGGACCCAGAUUCAGAGUCGCAGAGCCAGCGCUCAGAUAUCCAGACCCGCUCCUAACUUCCCACGAUGCAUCAGCAAGAGGAACAUGCUGAGCCGGAGCCUGGACGGAGCUUCCGGGACUACAGCAACGUCUUCUCUGAUUGGCUCUCCUGCCAUCACUGUGUCGCUCAAAGCCAACGGUCGAGCUUACUCAGACAUGGGCUCUGGACUGUAUGGAGCUUCAAAGGCCAUCGCUGUCAGCGACCACAUCGCCGCGGUAACCAGUAGCCUGGAUGACAGGAGGGAGGAGCCAGUUGAGGAGGUUCUGCUGCUGCUGGUGGAGGAGGAACAGAAAGAGGAGGAGAAGGAGGAGAAGGAGGAGAGGAAGACUGCAGACGUUUCUCCAGAAAGUCCUCCGUCUCCACAGAAACACGACACCAGGACGGAGCUGACGGACACCGUCGUCGAUGGCGACCUGACCGUGACCGAGUCUGAUCAGGACGAAGACUUGAAGACUCAGGAGACGCUGGGCAGCCCAGAGGACAUCGUCCAGACGUCCAUCAGCGCACUGCGGCGCUCCUUCCUGGAGGGACAGCAGGGGGGCGGCGGCAUGACGGAGUGGGACAAACGCCUGGCCUCGUCUCCUCUGCGCCGCGCUGACGACGCGCCCAUGAUCGAACCGCUGGAGCCGGAGGAGCCCAAACCGUCCUUUGAUGAAAUGUCUCCAGAACUGACGGCUCUGCUAAAGUCCGCCAGAGAGCAAGAGACCUUCAGGGAACACAACCUGCUAAAGACGUCGGAGAAGGUGGAGACGGUCUUUGUCCUCCCGGAGUCCAGGGACCCGGACCGGGACGUCGCAGAUCACUUUAAGGAAGUCCCCGUGAUGAGGAAGACUCUGACCUACGAAGCUCCAGGGAGCCAAGGUGGCGCUGAUCCCUCCGCCGGCCUCCUGCUGAGCUCCCAGACCUUCACCGCAGAGACGUCCAACACCACCACCACCACCCACAUCACCAAGAUGGUGAAAGGAGGAGUUUCAGAAACCAGAGUGGAGAAAAGAAUCGUCAUUUCUGGAGACACCGAGGAAGACCAUGAGCAGGCCCUGGCGGCGGCGCUCUGCGAGGCGCGGCGGCAGCAUCCUGAACUGUCCGUCACCAGAGUCGUCGUCCACAAAGAAACGGAGGUUCCUCCUGAUCACAUGAUCAAUUAGUGAUGUCACAGGCAGGACUGAAUGUUGAUCCUCUGUUGCAUUAUGGGAGUUGUAGUCCACAGCCAAUCCCAACAAGUGGAUUCUGACCCCGACUGGAGUGAAGAACUCACCACAUGAAUGCAUGCGCAAACACACACACACACACACACACACACGCUGGCGCUGUACGCUGCAGGAAGACUUUGGUCUCCAGGUGAAGCUGUGAUGUAUUUAAGAAGCCACGCCCCCUUAUACACCUCAAGCCACGCCCCUUGACUGCUUCAGGAAGCCUUCUGAUUGGACGACUGACUCAGGUGUGCUCUUGACUGACAGUUUGAGAACCUGCUGAGAAGCUUUUAUUAUGAAAAUCUGCUACCUGCCUCCAUCGCUUGCGCAGCCGAAGCUCAGCCAGUAUUUACCCAUGAUGCAACAAGAAGUGCCAUAGAGCUCAGAGGAAGCAGGUCUGAUCCUGAUGGUCGGCUCUGUUGGAGUGAACUUUGACCUCAGUCUGCUGUGGUAGACGCUAUACAGGAGAGUCCUUCAAAAUAAAAGCCCUGCUCGUAGUA